Molecule: messenger RNA, 6499 nt
Organism: Lymnaea stagnalis (great pond snail)
Lineage: Eukaryota; Metazoa; Mollusca; Gastropoda; Lymnaeidae
Source: the annotation of a GenBank genome assembly
CAGUGAGCCUGUGACCCGUGGCCUAUGACCCGUGGCCUGUGACCUGUGGCUUCAGCUGAAUUCAUGUUUAGUAUGCUUGAAAUUAAAGUCACACUUCUAGUUCUUCUGCUAUUUCCAGUCAUUGGAUCAGGUAAGAUUUUAAAAAUGAAAAAAGUAAUAAUUUAUUUCACUGCCUUGUCAAUGAUGUCUUGGGAUGUGCUGCUAAAUCAAUGUUUGGCAAUGAUAAAUCUUACUGAUCGUCACAAUGUUUUUGCAUAAAGAAAAGCACUGGUUAAAACAUACUGAAACAUUACAAAUAAACAUUUUAAAAAAUAAUAAUAACAUAUUUUAAUUUAUUUCAUCCGUCGUUUCUUGGCAGCAGUGUUAUAAUUAUAACACAAAAUAAUUUAUUAAAUCAGGGACAGCUCAUUGAUUAUUGAUCUUUGUGUUGAUCUUUCUAUUGAUCUUUGUGUUGUUCUUUGUGUUAUUCUUCGUGUUGUUCUUUGUGUUGUUCUUUGUGUUGUUCUUUGUGUUGUUCUUCGUGUUGUUCUUUGUGUUGUUCUUUGUGUUGUUCUUUGUGUUGUUCUUCGUGUUGUUCUUUGUGUUGUUCUUUGUGUUGUUCUUUGUGUUGUUCUUUGUGUUGUUCUUCGUGUUGUUCUUUGUGUUGAUCUUUGUGUUGUUCUUUAUGUUGUUCUUUGUGUUGUUCUUUGUGUUGUUUUUUGUGUUGUUCUUUGUGUUGUUCUUUGUGUUGUUCUUCGUGUUGUUCUUUGUGUUGUUCUUUGUGUUGUUCUUCGUGUUGUUCUUCGUGUUGUUCUUUGUGUUGUUCUUUGUGUUGUUCUUUGUGUAGAUCUUUGUGUUGUUCUUUGUUUUGUUCUUUGUGUUGAUCUUCGUGUUGUUCUUUGUGUUGUUCUUUGUGUUGUUCUUUGUGUUGUUCUUCGUGUUGUUCUUUGUGUUGUUCUUUGUGUUGUUCUUUGUGUUGUUCUUUGUGUUGUUCUUUGUUUUGUUCUUUGUGUUGAUCUUUGUGUUGUUCUUUGUUCUUUGUGUUGUUCUUUGUGUUGUUCUUCGUGUUGUUCUUUGUGUUGUUCUUUGUGUUGUUCUUUGUGUUGUUCUUUGUGUUGUUCUUUGUUUUGUUCUUUGUGUUGAUCUUUGUGUUGUUCUUUGUGUUGAUCUUUGUGUUGUUCUUUGUGUUGUUCUUCGUGUUGUUCUUCUUGUUGUUCUUUGUAUUGUUCUUUGUGUUGAUCUUUGUGUUGUUCUUUGUGUUGUUCUUUGUGUUGUUCUUUGUGUUGUUCUUUGUGUUGUUCUUUGUGUUGUUCUUUGUGUUGUUCUUUGUGUUGUUCUUUGUGUUGAUCUUUGUGUUGUUCUUCGUCCUUCGCACGCGUCGAUGAGCCGGGCUAUUUUCGAUUUGAUUAUUAGCCUUGUCUUUUGCUGUGUUUUAUUUCAAGUGAGGUAAGUUAGUUCGAUUCGUCAGCUUCACAUCUCUAGUCCUUGCUUAUUUUAUCCAAUGGCAAGAAUUGGUCAAGACGGCUAAAAAUAUACCAGGAUGCAUCAGAUGACCAGCAGUGUGUAAUUUAGUAAUGGAAAGGAAAUAUAAGGGUGGGGUGAAAUAUUAUUAUUACAAAAGGAGAAAAAUUAGCCAAGAAUGAAAAUGUUUUACAAAUCAAAUUGUCGCACAAUUGUAUAUUUCCACUAUAUUUCCCAUAUAUUUCCACUAUACUUCCCAUAUAUUUCCACUAUAUUUCCCAUAUAUUUCCACUAUAUUUCCCAUAUAUUUCCACUAAAUUUCCCAUAUAUUUCCACUAUAUUUCCCAUAUAUUUCCACUAUAUUUCCCAUAAAUUUCCACUAUAUUUCCCAUAUAUUUCCACUAUAUUUCCCAUAUAUUUCCACUAUAUUUCCCAUAUAUUUCCACUAUAUUUCCACUAUAUUUCCCAUAUAUUUCCCAUAUAUUUCCCAUAUAUUUCCACUAUAUUUCCACUAUAUUUCCCAUAUAUUUCCACUAUAUUUCCACUAUAUUUCCCAUAUAUUUCCCAUAUAUUUCCACUAUAUUUCCACUAUAUUUCCCAUAUAUUUCCACUAUAUUUCCACACGCAGUUUGCAGCGGUUGGGUUGAUCCAACAAGAACCUUUUUGGAACCAUUUGAUCAAAACACUUUCAAAAAAAGCUGCGGCAAUGCUAUGCUAGCCGGACAAGACUACUUCGUGGUCAAGGGUCUUGUCAACAUUAGCGGACUAGAAUACGGUCCGAAAGGAGCGAUUGCCAUUUGGAUUCAAAAAUACCGUUCUUACAUGUACUUGGUAAGUAGCUAAUUCUAGCAACAAAGCUAACUUGAGAGCAAUUAGGUCAUUCUGGCAACACCAUUUUACAAAAUCAUGACACAAUAGAUUCUUAAGCAACCUUUCCUUUUUUUUAAAUUAACUUUUUUUAAAAUCCCCCCCCCCCCCUUUUUCCCCCUCGCGACCAAAAAAAAAUAAAUAAAUAACAAAAAAAUAAAUAAAAAACAGAGUUUUCAAUUAUUAACCCCCCCCCCCUUUUUCGUAUUUCUAUGUUGAAAAUGUUGAAAGUGGUUUGGUGUAGAGUGGUCGAAUUUCUUCAGCAUAUGUUCUUCAAGUUCGAGGUCUAAGCAAAGCAAGGAGGCCCAUCGAUUAGUGUGGCUUUCUCAUUCUCAGAGAAAUUGUACCACUGCCGACGGUCCACACAAUCGCCGGUUUUAGCGGACCUCUUUCUAUCCCCCCGUUGGUCUCAGUCAGCUAGUUGACUACCAAUACAAAGGUCCGUAAGGGCUGACUGUUCGAGUACCCCAGGGAUGUGGUUUGGUUUAGUGUAGUGUGGAUAGGCUGAAAAACAGAAGGGAGACGAUUGGCGUAGGGUAGGGGUGGGGGGAAGUAUUUCAUGUAAGAUGUAGGCUCAAUGGUUCACAUGGUCUCCUUACGACACUCAAGGUAUGUGGCUACUUUGGAAUUAAGAAAAAAAAGGUAUUCCCAUGGGUGAAAACGGCUGGUAGACCAGGAAAAUGGUGAAUUUCAAUUUUGGGAGAGAAGCGGUGACUUUUUAAAGAUUUAAAAAAAAACAUUUUACUAAGACAAGAGCACUUGUACUUUUAUGUUAUACAUCCGUUCAGAUUUAAUUCAGUUAACACUGUUUUAAACACAAUUUGAAUUAAAGAAUCAUCCAAUGAAUACUAACGAUACAAGUGUCUUUAGAUUAUAAAAAUUAAUUAAAGCUCUACACUCUCUAUCUGUGUAUAGCUUGAAUAUACCGUCAUUUAUUUAUACAAUGAAGCCUGCAAGGAUCUUGCUCAAAUCCCUAUCGACACUUGCAAAUGCACGUUCAUGGAUAACAAAUUCGUCCGCGUCAAGUGCAACAUUACGGCAAAACUUGAGCAAAGCCGUGGUGACGUCAUCUUGCACUACGCAUUUAGGCGCUGGUAUAAUAGUCGUAGUCUUCCCCUGCCUGUCGUAUACGGUGAGUAGUUUGUGCCUUCCUGUCGAAUACGGUGAGUAGUUUGCCCCUGCCUGUCCUGCACGGAGAGUAGUUUGCCCCUGCCAGUCGAAUACGAUGAGUAGUUUGCCACUUCUUGUCGUAUACGGUGAGUAGAUUGCCCCUGCCUAUCCUACACGGAGUGAAGUUUGCCCCUGGCUGUCGCAUACGGUGAGUAGUUUGCCCCUGUCUGUCGUAUACGGUGAGUAGUUUGCCCCAGCCCAUCCUACACGGAGAGUAGUUUACCUCUGCCUGUCGUAUACUGUGAGUAGUUUGUUCAUAAGUUUCCACGGAAUAUGUAUACGUUACCGGCAUCAAAAUGAGUCUGUUUCAAGUGUGUUAUUAAGUAAUAACAAAGAAAAAACCCAGACAUCUUAGAGUUCAUCUCUCCUGUGACGCCUCGUCGAUGGACUGUUAUUUAAAAGAGCCCGUGCAAAUCUCCCAAAUAAAUGAUGUCUUGUCUCAUUGGAAACUUGUAUUUUUUUUCAGGUAACCCUUCGUGCACAGAACGUUCAGCUAAUCGAGGUAAUCAAGUACGGUGGUUCUCUUAUAGGUCACUAGUUCUGCAUUGUCAGUUUUUAAGGGGAUAUCGUCAGACGUAGAAUGUAGAUUAAAGAGCUUAAAUUAGGGCAGCUGGAAUAUGGUAAUCUGGAGAUGUUCUUUUUUCCUAAUUUUUUCUAUUGACUUUGCUUUAUUCUGUUUAGGGCAACAUUUUCGUACGGCUAAUUGACCCACUUCCCGUCAAACCUACUGAGCUGAAAUUAACAUAUAGACUUGUUGCCGAUGAAAACAUUUCUAUCAAAUUUUCAGCCGCCUACCCCACCCCAUCCCAACCCUCAAAAUUCUGUCUGUUCUUUUUGUUUUUCAAUUGGAAGAUGUAGAAAAUAUGAUGCCACUUAGUUCACAAAUUAAAAUUCCCGAUAACUGCGCUAUAUAUAUUUUAUUUUUUUUUUAAUUUCAAGUGUGUUUGGUGCGUAAUAUUUUCUUUUGUUUUUCUGUAAUAUUGGGUAACAUAAGUCUGUGGUUUUAAAGUGGUUUUAAAGUGGCUGGGACAUUAGAACAUUAAUAUACAAAUUGUAUUACAAUUAUUUUAAAAUUUAAAAAGGAUUUAUUCAAAAACUGUGUUUGUAGGAAUUGUCAUAUUUAUUUCACAAAAUACAUUUAUUGUGUUUUAGUAGUAGGACGUAAGAUUUAGAAAUUUCUAUUCAAACAUUUUGGUCAACGGAAGUUUGAAUAGAACUCAAUAGGAUAAUAAUCUAACCCGGCAUAAGAUCUGAUAUAAUAAAAGUAUAUCUUUCCCCCUUUACAGCAGCAAAGAUCCAUCCUGAAAGCUUCACUGCUCUCAUUGGUAUGUAAAAAAAAUGGGAAAGUUAUCUGAAUUUAUUAAUUAAAAAUUGUUCGCUGCUUGUCAAACUAUGAGAAAAGACAACGCUAUCUCAAACAGGAGAUCAAAGGAAACUGGCCUGGCGGGUGCACUUGUACAAAUCACCUGUCCAUGCGCCUGGCUAUUCCGGUCCGCACAACACGAUCAACGAAACUGGGUAAAACAUUAUUUAAAGUGACAUAAAAAACAUACUGAUAUUUAUAAAGACUUGCAUGGACGUAAACGGUGCGUUAUCUCUCUCUCUCUCUCUCUCUCUCUCUAUCUAUCUCUCUCUCUCUCUCUCUCUCUCUCUCUGAAGAUUGUUCUCUCAUAGUGAGCUUGCCUCGCUAGCUUGGGACAUCUAAAUUAAGUGGGUUUUUUUAAUGAGUCCUGGUAUAUGAUGUGCCUAUGGAUUUACGGACAAUUUUAAGAAUAUAUAUAAAGCAGUUUAUCUGGCCACCAGUUCAUUUUUUUUCUGUGAAAAAUGUCCUAAUAAUUGUAUAGGAAUCCACAUUGGUUAUAUAAGAAAUUUCACAUUCGUUGUUUAAGAAAUUUCCCAUUUGUUUUAUAGGCAGUCUGCUGUCUAGUAGUCUGCUUUCUGGCACUCUCUAAACAUGUCCUGUCUACCUGGCUUGUCCACUUUGUAACAACGUGUGGAUGUCGUUUGCGUGAGGGUUGUUUAGAGUAGGCUUUCUCCAUAUAUUUUUUGAUGUGACGUUUUGAGCCUUGGUUUGAAUCCCGCUCCGUGAAAAGAUACUUGAUUUACAUUUCAAAUGAAAUAGGAAUAUACCCACGAUACUAAAUUAUCUUGUUCGUAUACAAACAGCAAUCUCGAUAAGUACCCCACCAUUUUACAUGACCUAUAUUUUACACUAACAGUCAGCUCCGGUAACCCCCCACGAUAUUGCGUGAUCUAUGUUGUAACACUAGCAGUCACGCCAGUAGCCCCACACCCCAUGAUAUUGCGUUAUCUAUGUUGUUACACAAACAGUCACGCCAGUAGCCCCCAACCCCACUGUAAUGCGUGAUAUAUGUUGUUACAUUAACAGCCACCUCUUAUAGUCCCCCACGAUAUUGUGUGAGCUAUGUACAAUAACUCACUGUUGAUUAUGUUCUUCUAUUAAAACAGGUGCCUCCCUUUUCGGCAUGGCUGUCGUUUGCCUAGGAUCAUCAAUAUUUUCUUAAGUUUAAUUCAAUAUAAGGACUCUCAGUGAACAUGCCCCCACGAUGAAAUGGAUGAAGGACGGAGUGCUAGGAUGUAGUCCAUCGGGGUACACGAACAGGUGUUGAAAGGCAUUCAGAAAAUUAGGAUUAACUAAAAGAACAAUUGAAGACCAUAGUGAUAAAAGUACUUAAGUCACAUUUUUGUAACAAUCAAUCCAAACUGUGACCUUUUCUGACUAAGUAUAGCCAAGUUCACUGCAGAAAUUUGAACACUGUAAAAUUUACUUAAGUCCUUUUAAAAAAACAAGACAAAAAAUGAAAUUAUCAAAUUUUAUAGACGAAAAGAAUAUGAUUAUUUCCAAAGGAGCAUGUGUGUGUCUUAAGUACUUUUAGCACUAAGGUCUUCAAUUUGAAGCAUCAGAUUAAGGAGCAUCCAAUGAAACCCCACCACGGUUUUCCAACAGUGGAAUGCUCAAAAACAUUAAACUUAUUUCAAUUUAGCCUUGGUGCUAUUCCUU